AUGAUAAACGAAAGUGGAAAAAACUACUCAUUCACAUCUUUGGGUCGAGCGAAUCAAUGCCUUACUUUAUCAGGCACGCUCUCUUAUGUUCAAAUAACUGGUUUGAAACGUUUGGGUACCAACAGCUGGCCAUACACUUUGGCUAUUUGGAUUUAUCCAACUAAUGUUUUAGGUGGAACGAUUGUUCAGUUAAGUUCUCGCACAGAUGGCGAAUAUGACGGUUCAUCUUGGACUGCGCCGUUGAUAGGUUUUACUUCAUCGGGUCAGAUUGCUAUCAACAGUUGGGACCGAGGUGAUGUUCCUAUUAAUGGACCUACCGUUCCACUUCUUGCGUGGACCCAUGUUGCAGCUACGUAUUCAUUAAACAACGGGGAGCGGUUGUACAUCAACGGUACUCAGUAUGGCUCAGCGUCGGAUGCAUUUGCUUUUCUUGCCAGUGGUGUUUCCAUGACCAUCACACUGGGAAGUUCUAUAGCUGGCACAGAUACUGGUGCAACAGGUACAGUAUUGAAGGGUCAAUAUCAAGGAUCAUUGGAUGAGUUUCGAGUGUAUGCACGUGAACUUACAGCAGUCGAGGUUGCUGCACUUGCGAAUCCAUAA
This is a messenger RNA of Rotaria sp. Silwood2, 600 nucleotides long. The record is from the annotation of a GenBank genome assembly. NCBI's taxonomy places the organism in Eukaryota, Metazoa, Rotifera, Eurotatoria, Philodinida, Philodinidae.